GAAACCUCCCUCAACCUGCCUGAAGCCUGGAGAGGGAAUCCCACAAACACAAAGUUCAUUAAAAAACUGCAAAAACAGGAACUCUACGGUCACCAGUUCCUCACCUCUUAUAUCAUGGGUCGUUUAGUUGGAUUGGGGUUGUUUAUUCUCCUGAUAGCAGCUGUAAACACAGAAGCUCAAAAGAAACCAUCUAUAAAUAUCAACUCAAAAUGCCUGGGCAACAUCAUGCGUGUGGAUGUCGGUCCACUUGGAGGAAAUCUUCUUGAAGUGUCUGCUGUCAUCAAUAACUCUGCGAUCCUCCUCACACCAAGUUUAGCUUCUCAGUGUGGCUUCAGUUUGAAGAUGGACCAGCUGGGCAACGCCGUGAUUUAUUCCUCACUUCAAAACUGUUUUGCUCAAAAUGUGGGCGAUGAAUCAUUCACAACUACAUUAAAUAUCCGUCUACACGGGAACCGGAUGGUUGAAGACGAGCUGUACCAGGUGGCUGAAACCUGCCGCCACACUGCCUGGGCCUCCAGGGAGAUUAUCUGUGAUCGCAACUACAUGGAGGUGUCUGUGAGGAAAGCAGCUCCAGAUGAUUACGUCCUUCCUCAACAUCCCAUCUCAGAGCAAAUUAAGUUUGGUGAUCCUCGCCGAGCUGCCGAGAAACAGCCGAUAGACGCAGGACUCACAAUCACAAGACUGGUGUUCUUCACUCCGGAGGAGAGGAUGAUGAAGGUGACGGAGGCCCAGAGGAGUGGUUACGGGAUCACAAACACUCCCACGAGGCUGGUUCUGAGAAGCCCGAAGACUUCACCUGAAACGUACACCCAGAAUGUAGCAGGCGUUCCCAUGACGGUGCUCAAAACCUCGACAAUAUUUGAAAAGAAGUGGCUGACGACUCACAUCGAUGCAGGAGCUGCGUGCCCAAUACUGGAGGGAAGUGUUUCCUUCACGCCAGACUUGAUCAGCUGGUUCCUGCCGAGGCACGUCGACCCUCUGAUUUCCUCCCAACAGUUCAAACUGUUGGAGGUUCACGUGGGCGUCGACGGCGAGAGGCUGGACGCCGCGGAGAUGGCUGCCAGACGAUACUCCCUGUCUGUCACCGACUUACACGUCGUCGUUGAAAUUCCUGUUGGGGCCGUCGGAGGUCACUUUAAGAGUCAUGUUGAGGACGGUCAGUACCUCACUACGUAUACGAUAGAGCCGAUGCUCGAGUUGCUCUGGACUGAAGAUGCCACUCACGAGGACACGAGAUACAAAGUCCUCCUCCCCGUCACGACGCCGUUACUCUCUCAACCUCCUCAACUUAUCGACAACUCUGUUCUCGAGGAGCAGAUAUUUAAGGUGCUGCUCGGGCCCUUCGGCUCUGACGUGGCUCUAAUGAACAUCACCUUCCCCUCGGAGGUUUUGUCCGUGGCGGACUGCCACGUCAGAGGCUUUAACGUCCUGGAGCACGCGUCCCCAGACAGCAGCUCGAAGGUCUUCACACUUGAAGUGCCCUUCACGGACCGUGUUGUACUGCAAAUGAAAGAAACGGGGAUUACAGUCUACUCUCUUCAUCUGACCUUUGGUUUGCUGGUGCUGCCAGAGUUCGCUCCAUUUUCUCACACUGCUCAUCUGGAGGCUAGAAUAGUAGACAUUGUUCCUCCCUCCGUCUCUGGUGGCUGCGAUCAUCAGAACUACUAUAUCCUGGUGAAAUACGGGACCCCCGGCUUCAGCUUUCAGACUGUAGUGGGACAACGAACGUUGACCUCAAGUCUGGCUCAGCAGUACGGCUUCAAGGACAACGGGACACACUUCAGUUUUACAGUCCCGUUUAAUGCCCCUGAUGUUGUGAUCGCGGCUGUUGAGUCGUCGUCCAUCAGGAGCCGACUCGAUGUGGCUCUGAGGAAUCCGGAGACCAACAAAAAUAUCAAAGAAUUCUCCGUGACCUGCAAAUUCUUCUCAAAACUGACCGAGUGUUUCUCUAAUGGAACCAUUACGGCUCUGGCUAUGAAGCUGGAGUCGGUUCCCGGUCUGAACACCAGUCAGCUCACCCUCAGAGACCCCAGCUGUGGUCCGUCCUACAGCAACGACCGCUACGCUUAUUUCGUUUUCACUGGGAGCUCCUGUGGGACGACCAGAAAGUUUUUGCCGAACAUGAUGCUGUAUGAAAAUGAAAUCUCUCUGCCAGAUGAACUUGUGUUGAAAAGGGAAUCAAAGACGGACGAUCCGGAGUAUGAGCUAAAGGUUUGUUGUUAUUUUGACAUCAACACAAACCGCACUGUGGCCUUCAACACCAGACCUCGCCGGAGUGAACCGUACGCUGAGAAUGCACGAGGCGAGCUGCAAGUAGAAAUGAGACUUGCUUUGGACGACUCCUACAGCGCCUUUCACAGAGUUGAGGAUUAUCCCGUCGUAAAGUACCUACAACAGCCGGUGUACUUUGAGGUGGAGCUGAUGAGGUUUAGAAACCCAGAAGUAUCACUGGAGCUGGUGUCCUGCUGGGCGACGCUGGAGGACGACAGGAAGUCCCUCCCCAGAUGGGACCUCAUCAUUAACGGCUGUGCGAACCCAAAGGACCCGCACCAGGUGAUCUUCCAUCCUGUUCUACCUGAUGUCAGAGUUCAGCAUCCUUCUAACUUCAAGCGCUUUGAGGUGCCGAUGUUUGCCUUCGCCAAAGACAAAGAUAACUUGAGUCGCCAGGUGUUUGUCCACUGUGACGUGGAGGUCUGUGACGCCAGAAAUCCAGUGGGUAGAGCGUGUAAUGUGCAGUGUUCAAACCAGGACGACAGGAUAAAAGGUCAAAAACGUGCCGUUUCAGAUGGCCACAGUUUCAAACACGUGUCAUCAGGACCCAUACUUAUAAACUAAUAAAAUCCUAAUACAUUUUUUUAAAGAACUCA
This is a messenger RNA of Sebastes umbrosus (honeycomb rockfish), 2867 nucleotides long. RefSeq lists its product as uncharacterized. The record is from RefSeq and is a predicted model, not a curated record. The transcript has 21 exons. NCBI's taxonomy places the organism in Eukaryota, Metazoa, Chordata, Actinopteri, Perciformes, Sebastidae. Bases 115 to 2835 code for a protein of 906 amino acids.